Molecule: messenger RNA, 3291 nt
Organism: Acanthisitta chloris (rifleman)
Lineage: Eukaryota; Metazoa; Chordata; Aves; Passeriformes; Acanthisittidae
Gene: TACC2
Product: transforming, acidic coiled-coil containing protein 2
Exons: 14
Coding region: 923-2785 (620 amino acids)
Biological process (GO): mitotic spindle organization; cell population proliferation; cerebral cortex development
Cellular component (GO): cytoplasm
Source: RefSeq, a predicted model, not a curated record
AUUAUGUUCAGAAGCUGAACCCGUAACCGAUGUGUCACACAGUGAAUCAGUUCAAGAAAGCCCUUUCCGUCCCCCUUGCCAUUCUUUUUCCACUGUCUUCGAUGAGGACAAGCCCAUAGCCAGCAGUGGGACUUACAACUUGGACUUUGAUAACAUUGAGUUGGUUGAUUCUCUCCAUGCCUUAGGACCGAGCUCUGCAGAACCCAAGAAUCGUGACCCCAAAGCAAAUGUUCGAAGAAAAUCUACUGAUUCAGUCCCAGUUUCCAAAUCUACAUUGUCUCGAUCUCUUAGCUUGCAAGCUAGUGAUUUUGAUGGAGCAUCUUACCUUGGCAACAGUGAGACACUAGCACCAUCAGCAGAUGCGUACGGUACUGGUUCAAGCAGUGCUUCCAGUACCCUUAAGAGAACAAAAAAAUCCAGACCAGCUUCCUUGAAAAAGAAGCAGUCAUCAAAAAAACCUCUGGAUGCUCCACUGGUGAAGGAAACACCACAAGAACCAUCUGACCUUGGCCAAGCAGCUUGUGCCCCAGGUGAGGAUAAAGCAGCAUCUGAAGCGAAGGCUGACGCAGUAAAGCCUGAAUGUACUGAACCUUCCAAAAUCUCUGCUGAGAAAGAGGAGGCCCCACCUGUGCCUGAAGGAUCCAACCCUUUGGAUCCAGAGCAUUUUGAAGGGAUUAGUGCAUUUAGCACAGGAGGCAGCAAAGUACAAAACUCUCCCCCUGCCAAUAAGAAAACUCUACCUCUUACAACGGCACCAGAGGCUGUGGAGGUGACUCCGCCUGACACUGGAGGACAAGAAGACCCUCCAGUCAAAGGCAUUGCAGUGAGGCUGGAGUUUGACUAUUCUGAAGAAAAAGGGGUGAGUGAAGACCAGGAGAGCACUCCUCCUCCCAAAAAAGCAGGUAAAAAGCCUGGUGCUAAAAUGCCACUACGGAGGCCAAAGACUAAAAAAUCGGUGGAAAAGCUUGACAAUGCUCCAACCACCCCGACCAAGUCACCCCCUGAUCCAAAUGAAAUCCCUAUCACAAAAGGCUCUUACACUUUUGAUAUUGACAAGUGGGAUGAUCCCAAUUUUAACCCCUUCUCAUCCAGUACAAAAAUACAAGAUUCGCCCAAACUGCCUCAACAGACAUACAACUUUGAGCCAGAAAUGUGUGAGGACUCCAUUGACCCUUUCAAGUCAUCUUCUAAGAUAGCCAGUUCGCCCUCUAAAUCUCCAGCUUCCUUUGAGAUACCAGCCAGUGCCAGUGAAACAAAUGGAACAGAAGGAGACAACCUGAAUAAACCUGCAAAAAAGAAGAAGACACCACUAAAAACGGUGAAAAAAUCACCAAAAAGAUCCCCACUAUCAGAUCCUCCUUCUCAGGAUCCCACUCCACUGCCAACUCCAGAAACACCUCCAGUCAUCUCCACAGUGGUUCAUGCCACAGAUGAGGAGAAACUGGCAUCUUCAGUGACAGGGCAGAAAUGGACCUGCAUGACUGUGGACCUGAACACGGACAAGCAGGAUUACCCACAGCCCUCCGAUCUGUCCACGUUUGUCAACGAGACCAAGUUCAGCUCUCCCACAGAGGAAUUGGAAUAUGGCAACUCAUAUGAAAUAGAAUAUAUGGAGAAAAUAGGCUCCUCUGUGCCUCAGGAUGAUAGCACCCAGAAGAAACAAUCUUUAUACCUAAUGUUCGAUGCCCAGCAGGAGAGCCCAGUCAAAUCCCCUCCCAUCAGAUUGUCUGACUCCACGACACCAUGCUCAGGGUCAAGUUUUGAGGACCCUGAAGCCCAGCAAUCCUCUGGAAUGAAGAUACAGCACCCAGCUUCCCGAGUCCUAGCUGCCAGCCAAGAGACACACUUACAGUCACCUGACAAGGCAAAGCAGAAAGACCUGGAGCCUAUGACUCUGGGAACAACUCCAGAGGCUAUUGAAAUAACAUCUCCUGAGGACUCCUUUGUCUCUGCUGAUGCUCUUCUCAAUCGAAUAUCUAAGAAAACCUCACUAUGUGAUCAGCCUGAAUAUCUAGAUCCGGACUUAGCAGAAAAGAACCCCCCAGUGUUUGCUCAGAAACUUCAGAGAGAACCUGCUAUCCCAGCAGAUGUUUCCAUCUCUAAAAGUGCACUGUACUCCCGGAUUGGCACCUCGGAUGCAGAGAGCACCACAGCUCUUCUCUACCCCCAGCAAGACUUAGACUCUGCACUACGACUCGCCAGAGCAGAGAUUGUGGCCAAGGAAAGAGAAGUAUCUGAGUGGAAAGAGAAAUACGAAGAAAGCAGAAGGGAAGUGAUGGAAAUGAGGAAAAUAGUUUCGGAAUAUGAGAAGACGAUUGCUCAGAUGAUAGAGGAUGAACAAAGAGAGAAAUCUGUCUCCCAUCACACCGUUCAGCAGUUGAUUGUGGAGAAGGAACAAGCUUUGGCAGAUCUGAACUCAGUGGAGAAAUCCCUGGCAGAUCUUUUCAGGAGAUACGAAAAAAUGAAAGAAGUAUUGGAGGGGUUUCGGAAGAAUGAAGAAGUGUUAAAGAAAUGUGCACAGGAAUAUUUGUCACGAGUGAAGAAGGAAGAGCAGAGGUAUCAAGCACUCAAAAUUCAUGCUGAGGAAAAACUGGACAGAGCCAAUGCUGAGAUUGCACAGGUGAGAGGGAAGGCUCAGCAGGAGCAAGCAGCGUACCAGGCGAGUCUUCGCAAGGAGCAGCUGAAGGUGGACGCGCUGGAGAGAACACUGGAACAAAAGAAUAAAGAGAUAGAAGAAUUAACAAAGAUUUGUGACGAACUGAUUGCCAAAAUGGGGAAAAGCUAACUUUUAACCAAAUUCCUGGACUUCAAUAUUGAGUGCAAUAUGACCAUUGGCACACUGAUGUCCAUACAUUUAUGUGGACAGGUUAUAUUUUCACUUUUUCGUAUGCACUACUGUAUUUUCUUUCUAAAUAAAGUUGAUUUAAUUGUAUGCAGUACUAAGAUGACUAUCAGAAUUUCUUGCUAUUGUUUGCAUUUUCAUAGUAUAAUUCAUAGCAAGUUGAUCUCAAAGUUCCUGUAUCAGGGAGAUUGUCAAGUUCUCUAAGAAAUUACAAAUUGCUGAUCCUAGCCUUCCCUUUGUACAUGAGUUCCCAUGUUGGAUGUCUUUUGGAUUUAAUAUAAACAUGUAUUACUUGCAUGGGGACUCUUGCCUUAAGGAAUGUAAACUUUAUCUGCAUUUGCUGAUUUGUAAAAUAAAGUGAAAAAUGAAAAAAAAACAAAACAAGAAAAAUGCAUGUCACUUAAAUGAAAUUCUCUAUUGUAAAUAAAUUUUUUUUCGUUGAAAGUUGA